Macadamia integrifolia is the source of this 1479-nucleotide messenger RNA. RefSeq lists its product as uncharacterized. Lineage: Eukaryota; Viridiplantae; Streptophyta; Magnoliopsida; Proteales; Proteaceae. The transcript has 3 exons. The record is from RefSeq and is a predicted model, not a curated record. Bases 684 to 1301 code for a protein of 205 amino acids.
AGAGAUAGAGAGAGAGUUUGUGUUUGUGUGGAUCUCCGAUAUUCGCUGCCAUCGGGAAUCAUGAAACUCUCAUGAAACCAUGGCAAUCGGAGCUUCCUAAGUGUAAUUUUUAAUCUUUUUUUAUCUAACUCAACGUUCUCGUAACUCUCCACUUCAGUUUCAGUGCUACUUCAGUUCCUUUCGUAAGCCCACUUCCCACUUUCCACUUCCCACUUUCCACUUCCCAGAUGUUAUUGUUUAUUAUUAUAUAGGCCACAUCAUGAAACAAAAUCCAAUGGUACAAACACAAUUUGUCACACUCACGCCGAAGAGCUCGAGAUAGAGAGAGAAAGCAAGAAGGGCCAGUCAGUCUUUGGAGUCUCAGAGAUCUAGAAAUGCUAGAAAACGAAGCCAACUUCUCAGAUCGGAUCCAAGGCCGACCUGUACUUCACUCGGAGAUCACUAUCAGUAGAGACCAGAGCAGCCACCGUUGUUUAAAGAACUCCAUUUCUCUUCUUCUUCUUCUUGGAUUCCACCACAUCAAUAACUUAGUUGCAGAAGAAGCUCCUCCAACAUUCACUCAAAGACCCUAGCGCUUCCUUCGCUCAAUCUCUUUCUCUCUCUAAAUUACUUUCAAAGAAAUCAGAAUAUUAAAAGCUGGGUUUAUCUUGGAGAAUCCACAGUAGACUCUAGAGAACGAACUUAUGGUAGUCAGAGGAACUGAGAAAGGAGGGUCAGGUCUGCACAACUCGAAAGAUCAAAUGGGUGAAACGGAAAACCCAGAUCGGUUUUCACGUAAGAACCACAGCAUUGAAGGGUCGAAUGGCAGAACUACCAGGAAUCGUCAUCUGGUCGAUGAUGGGGCUGGAGAUCUGAUAAAGUGUUCCGGAAAGUACUGUAGAUCGUGCACUGCCAGUUUCAUGGCGGACUGUGUCGCCAUCUGUUGUUGCCCUUGUGCAGUGGUGAGCUUCUUGGCGCUUGCUUUCGUGAAGCUGCCUUGGAUGAUCGGGAGGAGAUGUUUGGGAUUAGAGAAAAAGAAGGGUCACGAAUCCGAAAGGAAAGAGAGAAGGAAAGGGAAAGAAAGGGAUGUAGUGAUUGAGAGAAAUGGAAAUUUGAGAAAAGAAAGCGCAGUGGAAGAACGAACAUGUCAAUACCAAAGCCCAUGUGGGAUUCUGGUUGAGGAUGAUGAAGCAGAGCAGAAAGAAAAUUUCCGUGCGGGAAUUGAAGAUGAAAGCGUUUGGAUGGAGUUGUACCAGUUGGGUCAUUUGGGUUUUGGUAGAGUCUCUUUCUCUGGAAUCCAUGGAGAGAAAGACUCUUUGUAACAGAACAAAGGAACAACCCUCUGGAAUCCAAUUGUUUGUAACAGAAGAGAUGGAGAAAUUCUGGAAAAAAAGAAAAGAAAGAAGAUUACUUAUGAACUGAAAUGCUCCUGAGAUUUCGUUUUCGAAUAUCUACCAACCAGAUUUAGAGGAUUAAUUAACUGUUCAAAAUUCCCUUUCA